AUGUUUGUUGCCACGUACUGUGGCCGUGCCCCCAGCAGCGGCGCCGAGCUGCGGCUGUCCUGCGACACCUACAAGCUGGGCGCCGGCGACUAUGUCAUCGUCACCAGCGGUGGCGACAGCCGCGAGGUGUUCUACUCCACCUCCUCGGCGCCUGUCGUCACCUCGCAGGCUACACUCCAGGUCGAGUUCAGGACCAACAGCCUCGACCACGGACGGACUAAGUACGACACGCGGAUCGUCGGCGGUGGCCCAGCGCAGCCCAACGCCUACCCCUGGCUGGUGGGUCUUGUGUCUCCGAGGGGUCAGAGUCCGUUCUGCGGCGGCAGCAUCAUCAACGAACGCUUCGUCCUGACGGCCGCUCACUGCGUCAAGGGGUGA
Pollicipes pollicipes is the source of this 378-nucleotide messenger RNA. Its product is annotated as coagulation factor X. Lineage: Eukaryota; Metazoa; Arthropoda; Thecostraca; Pollicipedomorpha; Pollicipedidae. Gene Ontology annotation, molecular function: serine-type endopeptidase activity. The coding region runs from base 1 to 378 and encodes 125 amino acids. The record is from RefSeq and is a predicted model, not a curated record. Gene Ontology annotation, biological process: proteolysis. The transcript has 4 exons.